Messenger RNA from Cordyceps fumosorosea ARSEF 2679, 885 nucleotides. RefSeq lists its product as hypothetical. Lineage: Eukaryota; Fungi; Ascomycota; Sordariomycetes; Hypocreales; Cordycipitaceae. The transcript has a single exon. The record is from RefSeq and is a predicted model, not a curated record. The coding region runs from base 1 to 885 and encodes 294 amino acids.
AUGGCCACCGUCACGCUCAUGCAAUUUCUACAGAAUGACCCGAAUGCGCUUCGGUACUAUCAUCGCGGCCAACGCCCUACCACCACUUCGAACAAACUUUUCGAGAUCGCUGCCGUUAGGGAGAUCCGUGCGUGGCCUGAGUUUAGCCUACAGAACAUUGUGAAUCGGUUUGGCAACCUGCUCAAUAACGUUCAAAUUGCAACCGAUGUGCAGCCAGUCACGCCCCCUCCACGCUUCGCAGCCGAGGACUACCUGCGAGAACUUGUCGCUAUAUACGCCGACCGCCCCGUUCGCCGCGCCCUGGCCUCGACGUUUGAGCACAUGACUGCAGAUCCCAACCAUCCCGACCCCGAUUUGGCAGGCCGAACCCCGACCACAUUGGGCGCUGGAUCCUCGGCGAAACUCAUCUCGAAAUUUGUGCCAGACAGGGCUAUAUACGACCCCAGCCUCGAUGAGCCUAUCAAUCGCCUGCCAGGCGAGAUUAAACCGUCAUGGAAGUGGAAGUGGGACUGGGCCAUCGCAGAGGGCUCAGCUCGCAGCAGCAUGGCCUUAGUGCGGCUCUCACAGCUCACCUUUUACAUGCUGCAGCAGGGAUACCGCGAACCGCACUCGGGUGCCCGGUACGGUUACAUGCUUACAGACCAGGAACUGGUGGCCUUUCGUAAAAUUUCGCGACGCGUUAUCUGUAUGUCGGAGCGGGUGCCGUGGGGGGGCCAGCAGGGGAACGGGCCUGAGAGGCUGACUGUUUUGCUGGCGCUUUGGUAUCUGGGAAUGUUGGCUUCCGAUGAUGACGACUGGAACCUCGACGCACAGCCAGACGACCCGACUGACGCCCAACUAAUCACCCAAGCGUCGGCUAGUAGUCAGCCGGCUCGCCAACGUUAG